AUGCAAGAAGCGAGUAAAAUUGCUGCCUUUUUUGAUCCAUAUUUUAAACAAUUAAUUUAUUCUGAAAAUCUAUUAAAUGAAAUUUUGGCUUUAAUUUAUGCAAAUCUUCCACAUAUUCAAUUUAUGCAAGAAUAUAAUAGAACAUCAAGAUUAACUACAACUUCUGAUUCAGAUGAAUUUACUCGAUAUUGGGAAACAACUGCUUCACCUGAAGAAACUUCUAUUUGUGACUGGUAA
Racocetra persica is the source of this 237-nucleotide messenger RNA. NCBI's taxonomy places the organism in Eukaryota, Fungi, Glomeromycota, Glomeromycetes, Diversisporales, Gigasporaceae. The record is from the annotation of a GenBank genome assembly.